Messenger RNA from Toxorhynchites rutilus septentrionalis, 628 nucleotides. RefSeq names its product E3 ubiquitin-protein ligase CCNB1IP1-like. The transcript has 2 exons. Gene Ontology annotation, molecular function: ubiquitin protein ligase activity. Gene Ontology annotation, cellular component: synaptonemal complex. The record is from RefSeq and is a predicted model, not a curated record. Bases 21 to 584 code for a protein of 187 amino acids. Gene Ontology annotation, biological process: reciprocal meiotic recombination. Lineage: Eukaryota; Metazoa; Arthropoda; Insecta; Diptera; Culicidae.
UGAACACAACCAGUUCCAAAAUGUCGGCCGAACGCGAUCAAUUGAUCUGCAACGCACGCGAGUGCUUCAAGAAGAUCGAGGAUACCGCGUGGAUCACUUGCUGCUCGCACAUAUUUUGCGCCCAACAUGGCAAGGAAAUCAAGCUCCGGCAGGCAACGUCACCGGGUUGUCCGGCCUGUGGAUCCCGCUUCCGGAACGAAUCCGACCUCGUCGAACGUAAACUGAACCAUUCGUUGCAGUUCAGAGCGUUGCUGCUGUGUGGAUACAGUCCUGAACUGGUGAUGGAAAUCGCAAACAACGCAAUUACGUUUUGGAACUUCCAAAAGCAUCAAGUUUGCUCGAACCUCGAACGUAAAGUCGAGUAUUACAGAGAAACUAUCGCCACGUUGAAGCGGAAACUGACGCAGGAGAAAGGUGAAGCCGAGGGUAAGAUUCUUCGCUUGGAACAACAGCUCGAGCAGACGAAGUCAAGGAUGGCCGAAUUGAACGAAGCAGCAGCAAGCUUGACGAGAGACAGGCGAGGUGAGCUUUCCAGGAAGGACCGCUGCGAAAAGAAACACCGAACGGAUGAUUUUCUAUUCUGAGUGUUUUCUUGGGAAAGCUCCUUUUUCCCUUCAUAUCCGAAAUA